Molecule: messenger RNA, 2814 nt
Organism: Varroa destructor (honeybee mite)
Lineage: Eukaryota; Metazoa; Arthropoda; Arachnida; Mesostigmata; Varroidae
Product: CDK5 regulatory subunit-associated protein 3
Biological process (GO): regulation of mitotic cell cycle
Cellular component (GO): endomembrane system
Source: RefSeq, a predicted model, not a curated record
UUAUUCAAUUCAUCGAAGAGCGAGAGAUAGUAACAAGUAAUAACAAUUACUUAGGGCCCUUCACUGAGCUGAAAUUCGCAGUAGCACCAAUUUUAUUCGACUAGCGAUAAAAGCUCCUAUAAUGAGUCAAACACUUAAUACUCAAGGUUAUUAGAAAUACAUUGUAUUACAAGUUUGUGACCCGUUUUACAAAAGAAAAAGAAUCUAGGCUAUUAGGAUUUAAAGUAGACGCGAUUUCCAGGAUGAGAUUCUUAAAUAACUAGCGAAUUAACGGAACUAGUUAAAACAAAUCAAUUAUACCUCAUGCCAGAAGCAGUUCAUUAGUUUAUAAUCAAAAUGAGCUAAUCUAAUAUGAUAUAUUCCCUAUGACUCUUAACAGAUUUGCGUGCUAAUCCUAAAAACACGUUGUGAUGUAGGUUCAAACCCUGGCUCAGACACAUCGUUUUCUGCUGGGAGAUAGCCGGCAGUAGAUGGAAUGCCUAAUGAGCAAUACCGAAAAAAAAAAAGACAGUAAAAUUCGAAACUACUAGAAGACUACUCUGCUAUAGCGUGCUUAGAUUUGUUUCUGAAUAUUUUUUAAUGACAAACUAUUUGCUCCUGUUAAGGAAAUAAUUGACUGUGAAUUAAGACUUCGAUUUGUGUAUGUCCCAAUUAAUUUUAUAGAUGUGCGGACUCAAUACGACGCUCAAUCAUAAACCUUCGCUUCGUCGUUCUAACAUCUUAAAUUUCCCGCCAUUGGACCGACCGUGUUCUGCGUGUUGACCGAUAUAUUUAUAUAGACGCAUACACACACACAGACACACAAACACACACGCAACAACCAUCUGUUUGCAGCCUACAACAAGUUUUAACGUUCAAAUCCAGCUGGUAAUGUAGUGACCAGAACAAUUAAUGCACGUAGUUCAUUUUGUUUCCUUUACAAGCUCAGCAGCUGUCAUAAUGUCGGACGCGCAUUUUCCAAUCGACAUUUCCGUCAACAAAUUGCUCGAAUGGCUUGUGAGUCGUCGACAUUGCUCAAAGGAUUGGCAGAAAAAUCUCGUGCCGGUAAGGGAAAAAAUUAAUAUAGCUAUUCAAGACAUGCCAGAACUUGACGAAGUUCGUGAACUUCUAUCCGGAUCAUUUAUUAACUACUUCAACUGUCAACGAUUGGUGGAAAUUCUUAAGGAAACCGAAAAGGAUACUAAAAAUUUUUUUGGAUGCUAUUCGUCGCAGAGGAUGAAAGACUGGCUUGAGGUUAUUCGGCUAUAUAAGGUUGACAAUGUGUACCUUGCUGACGCAGCCCAGCAGUUAACGCGCACGAUAAAUUAUGAGAUUCCAUCUAUGAAACGACAGAUCAAUAAAAACCGUCAACUUCAGGAAGAAAGCGUUAGCAAAGAAGAGGCCUACCUCAAAAGCAGCGCUGAGGUACGGACACAGUUUGAACGAGAGUGCCAGAAGCUCGGAAUUAAGGGCGUGCAUGUUAAGUCGGAGCUGCUGUCGCUCUUAAAGGAACUGCCUGGGGUUUUUGAUGAUGUUGCGAACAGUGUGGCGGAACUUAAACCAGCUAUAGAUUUUUACCGGGCCUUUAUCAACUUCACCCUAGGACACAAUCUUCCAGAUGCCGAAUUUCUCCCUCUUACACACUACAUCCUAAAAAAAGGGAACACAACGACAUACGAAUGGCGAAGCGGGCGUGUGCCCGAUGUUGUUGCUGAGCGGCGUCCGUCAUCACCAGUUAACAUAGAAACAGCUUCUGAUGAACAGAUUAAUUUUGGAGAUUCUGCCGCCGAUGAAGCUAUUUCGCUUGAAAGCACCUCACAAUCAAAUGGCGAUUUUGUUCAUCUUGAUCAGAUCGAUUUUGGAGCCGACGGUGACGAUAACAUUUCGUGGGAUAUCGCUAUUCAGGAUGACGGCUCAGGAAGUAAUGAAGCCGCAAAUGGAGGCAUUUCAGGUAGCGAUGAGGGAGGCGCGGACGUAGCGCAGGGAAUAGAUGCACUCUCUGUUCUACACAAUCCUACUACACGGGAAAUGUUUCUUAAUGAACUGCGAGAAAUCGAGUGUUUUCUGACACAGCGUCUUGAAGAAAUGUUAAUCGAAGGUGAUGUAUUACUAGUGAGCAUCAUGCAGAAGGCUACAGAAGCCAUACAGAGCCAGAGCGUUGCCUCGGUUCACGCUAUGGUGGAACGCGUAAAGGCGCUUCUCGGGUCGCUUACCAGCCACAAGAUGCUUCACCUCUACCAAUUGCAUUCGUCACCAAAAUACGUUGAUCGUUUGGUGGAGCAACUGGAACACAAGCUGUAUCUUACCGAUAAGUAUAUUCAGAGCAGGGACGCCGUUAUUGCACGACGUCAAGAAGCCCGGACGGACCAAGCCAAGCUUGAGCCCCAGCUGGAGGUGAUCGCAAAAAAGGCCAAGGUUCUUCGCGGUCAGAUCGAACAGGAGAUCUCGAACAAAUACCAAGGUCGGCCAGUUAACUUGAUAGGAAUCAACUUCUAAAAGAAAACAAGUGUUCUACUUUUAAUAUAUCGUUCUCUUUGUUAACUCAGUUACAAUUUGCUGCCGAUUCUUAAACUACGAAACUACAUUUUUCAAAUUUACUUGCCGUAAUUGCAUUUUCAAGGGGGAUGACUGUGAAAGCCUGCUUAUAGUUCUCGGAUGUAGUACAUAAGAGCAAACUAAGUAGCAAUGCUUCCAUGGGCUUGGUGUAAAAACUGAGAAAGUGCUGGAUUUGUAAAGAUACACUAAAUAUUUAGAAUAAACGUUGUUUCGUUUACUGUAUCCCGUUUGUCUUUGUUGGAUGUCUUACUACCUACAGUAUUUAUUCUGUGCAGGUCA